AUGCCCGGAUGCAGGUUGGUCGCUUACAUCCGGCCGACCUUCUUCCAGGCGACCAGUCAACCACCGCGAGACAAGGCUGCCGAUUUCCAGCAUUUAUUUAACAGCGGACUGUGCUUGCUAUAUGACCUUCCCCAGCUGGAGAAGCUCUUGGAGAAGCUCUGUUUCAAUGUCUUUCAUCUGCUCCGGCUACACACGUCAGUAGCUUUCGAUACCGGCCUCCAGGAAGUCGAAGAAGAAACACGCACACUGGGUCUUCCUGUCAUCUCGCGCUUGCCCCACUGCACUUCCGCCUUGAAUCUUCUGGUCUACUUCAUGGUUGCGUUGGUGUAUAUGUCUCCCAUGCGGAUCCGCGCUGGCAGCGUUCACAGGCAGCUGAGAGCUCAUGCCCCAGCUUACGCCGCGAGUUAUGAGGAGUCGAAGCAACAAUUUAUUUUUUGA
Messenger RNA from Cyclocybe aegerita, 438 nucleotides. NCBI's taxonomy places the organism in Eukaryota, Fungi, Basidiomycota, Agaricomycetes, Agaricales, Hemipholiotaceae. The record is from the annotation of a GenBank genome assembly.